AUGGCGUCAGCUCAGCCGCCGCAAAGCAUGACGAUGCGUAAACGUGCAGCCGAGAACGUUCGCAAGGCGGCGUCUUAGACAGACGUAGGGGACGUUGCGUCAGAAGAGAUGCCAAAGUCGGGCUCUUACGUUCUCUGUGCAUCCCCUGUGGUGCCUCAGCUCCGGACAAAUCAGCAUACCGCCAGGUUCUUUCGCUUCCACAAAGUAUGAACGUGACAGAAAAGAGGCUGUUGCAAGAAAGCGCUUCUUGAGCGUGUGUCCUCCGGAUCAACAUGACGUCGCCCCUAUGGCUGGCCCACAGUAACGCAUGCUCGCGUGGCCUCAUAAACGCUUACAGACACAGCAAUCCAAUCAAAAGAUGAGCAGCGCGGCCAGAGGCGUUCCUGGUGUCGAACAUGAGUGGUGCGCGGGCACGUCGACGGCGCACGGAUUGAGACCGACGCGAAGAAGAGAAGCACUAUAGUGGGCCAUCCACUCCAGCGCCUUCUAGUGGUUCAAGCUCUGCAGCGCUGUUCUCGGGGGACGCCACGCUUGCUGAGAGUCCAUGCCCUGCGCUUACGGUGAUCGAGGACCGGACGCUACAAAAACAUGAAUGAGCCAUUCCAUUGUAUGAAGGUGGAUUUCCAGCGAAGCUGUUGAAGGCAACCAAAGCCGCUGAGGGUGAACUUUCGGAACGGCCAAGAGCAAUGACGAAGAAUGUUCCCUCCAGUUUGUUGCGGUGGAGCAUCGUGUCCACACACCCGUCCUGCAAUAGAAAAGAGGAUCUGAAAAUCUGCUGUUUAAAUAGUGAAUUAGAUGCUGUUAUCAUAACUGGAUCAGUGUUUUACCAAAGAAUACGAAAUUUUGGAAAGGCGGGGCUCUGUUAAUAUGACAGCAUCGUCUGUUGACUCCAAUGUAAUGGAAGAUGCAUUGGGGAACAUCUCGUGUUCCAUAAUAAAGGCCGAUAGUGUCGGAAACGUGAGCGAUGCCACCGCCGCCGGCUCGGACGAUAUCCUUGGUCCUCGGUACCACAAGAGAGUUCGCAUCGUCAUCAUCGUCAUCAUGAUAGUUGCGUCUGUCGUCGGAAACACGGUGGUCUGCUGGAAGCUCGUCUUCAAGCGGCGCCACAGGCGCGUGUCCAAGGCAAGAGUGUUGUUCCUGAACCUCGCCAUCGCGGACCUUCUGGUGGCCUGCAUCACGAUGACGUCGCAAGUGGUGUGGGAGGUGAUGGGCCGCGUUUGGAUAGCCGGUGAUGCUUUCUGUCGCUUCUUCAAAUUUAUGCAGACGUUCGCGCUGGUCUCGUCCACUUACAUGCUAGUGACCAUCGCGGUGGACAGACAUAUCGCGAUCACGACGCCGCUGGCGCCCAGCCCGGACCCCUGGAAGUUGGCCGCCUUGACGUGGCUGGCUUCGUGCAUGCCCUCGUUGCCGAACGUGUACGUGUUCCAUAGUGUGGAAGUCGCGCCGGGAAAGUGCUUCUGUGCGUCGAUCUUCUACGACCGGGGCACACCUCUAUACCACCGCCAGAUCUACAUGGGUUUUGUGUUCUUCAUGGUGUUUGUGGCCCCGCUCGUGCUGCUCUUUGCAUUCUACACAGGAAUCCUAUGGACGAUAUGGAAGCACAGUUCCAGAAGCGCCAAAAUGGGACAGCAGACAAGCUCUUCACUGCCACGUGCCAAGGUAAAGACACUCAAGAUGACGGCCGUGGUGUUCGGCGCCUUCCUUGUGACCAACGUGCCAUACAUGGUGCAGGAGGUCAUCCUGGCUUUCGGCAAUCCGGGCAUCCUGGACGCCAACGUGGUUGCUCUCUUCGGGGUCAUCUCCGCUUCGAACAGUGCCAUCAACCCAUACAUCUUCCUAUACUUUGAAAAGAGGCAGCGCCGUCGUACGCGCAGUGCCCUAAGCGGAAUGCUGAAACGACUUCCCUGCUUGGGCAGCCGUCUAGCUAUCACAGACAGGGGCACUCAACAAAUGGUCGUGUUGACGGUGAACUAUUCGGGUAGGCACUCGCGCACGAUGACCACAGUUAAUUGUGACUCUUGCGCAUGCUCAGAGAGCGCCCACUGCUAAUAUCGUGACGUCACUGCGAGCCUUACAAUAGCAGCUACGGCUUAGCACGAUGAGCAAUGCUCAAUACAGUUUGAAGCAUCGCACAAGUCACCUCGUUUUUCUGAAACUGUGCUAUCUGCUCCGAGGAUUACGUGUUGAAAAUGACCGGACCCUACUGCUUGCUUGCAAGUGUCCAUUACGGACGGUAAUGUCAAUAUCCCCCUGAAGUACAUGCUACGAGUUCAAAGCCCCAACUGCACACCCGGAGAUAUUACCACGUGAUCAUAAGAACUAAAAUAUUCGACUAAUUCUGCUUGAUGUCUUCCUUAAAGCCUAGUAUUCGAUUGACACUUCUAUAAGUACCGGUAAAAUGUACUGUGCUGCAGGUUGUAUGAGACCUAAGCGCCUUUAGGUUUGAAGUUGCAUUCAUGUGGUUGAGGGGCAACGUAGCUAUCUUUGCUGUCCGAACUUCUUGGGCCAGAUAUCAACCCUCACUUUACGAAAUCGAUUUCAGAUUAUUACUGGCUUCUCACUAUACUAGAAUGGGACUUCACGAUAGUACGUCAUUCAGGAGCAGUAAGGAUAGCGGUGACGAUCAAGGGGUCGCUCUUGUCUCAGCAAAAAAAGGUGCUGUUGCCGUGGUUGCGCACCCUCCGACAGAGUAGGCUGCGUUUCUUGCGAAAAAGGAUAGGAAUUGUAUAAACCAAAUUUUUGUAGGUACCGGGCUAGGCAAUACUUUUUCGCUUUCCUUUGCUAUCGAGCCAUCUUUUUUUUAAAUCCGAGGGCACCUAUACUCCGUUUCAUUCAUCAGGUGCAAUGAUGUGGAGGCUAGCGACAUGUUUUAUAGUGGCCGCGUUCCCAUUUAGAAAUAGUUCGGUGUCUUUUGACCGAUUUUUGUGAAAAUGUUCUCUAUAUAAGGUCAGUUCUGAAUGAAAAUAAGAAUUUACCCUUCGAAUCAGACAGACCAUGCGCUCAUUCGGCUGCUAAUACAUUGUUUUGUAUCAAUUUGCUUUUCGUUGUUCUUUAUUUGCAUCCCAUCACGGCAGCCGCCUCACGUGCAUGCUCGCGCCAACAAACGCCGCUGGCGCCCAGCGAAGCAUAGACGGAACGAGCGGAGUGAUAAAAUUUGGAGACCGCACUACUUGCGUAGCUUCCACAGCUUUGUAACUGAUAUACGAAACGGAGUAUAAGCACUUAUGAGCUGUGAAUGUGAAAUCAUUAAUGAACGCCGCUGCGCACUCCUUCGAGUUAUGAACUCCUCGCGGGCAAGCGAACGGGUUGAGACAGAAAGCCGGUGCACUUCGACCUGUGACGGGAUGCUACAUUCCCCGACUGCCACAAAACGUAGUGGGGACGCUACCCAAUAAGCCGCGGUGAUUUUGACGUCACCGCUUUCGUCACGCCGCGCUUGUCCACGGAAAUUCCGGUCUAACUAGCAUGGUGUCAUCAAGCAGAGUGCACAGACCUGCUAUCGAGGAGGCGCUUGUUCAGCCCAGUGUGUAAGACACCCGGCUUGUGAGCGUGGAGUCGCAGGUUGGAAACUCGCUACCGCAAACAUUUUAUGCGAAGCUUACUAGCCGCACAACCACGCUCUUCCUUGCUGCGCCGCGCGCGGCCGCGUAGCUACCAUAUGACGUCAUAACAGCGGCAAAAGCGGAGGCUCAACUCGUGCGCUCGCUUGCGGUCGCGUAGCUACAUAGCCGGGUCUCAGCUCGUGCGCUCGCCUGCAUGAGUUGUUUCUUCGUCUAGCCGAACCAAAUAUAGCCAAGCAACAGCAGUUCACCACAGCCAUUUUUUCCCUUCCAUGCUAUUCUGCUUUUACUGCGAUAUCAAUUAUAUGGACACUCCAGGCGCAUUUCUGCCGUCGCCUUCGGCGUCACUGUCACUGUCGGUGUCGCCGUAAGGUUACGUAUGAGGUCGGGUAAGCUUGUGAGGACGAGCAGGCGAACGCGGUUCAGUCUCGCGUGCGCGAUCGAGGAACGGGGCCCGGAUGCGUGCCCUCUCCUGUGGCGCGCGAGGCUGGGAGGUAUAGCGAGGGAGGAGGGGGAGUCUUCUCCGGCGGCUGCUACGGUGCAUCGAUAUCAAACUCACCCGCCGCUCCGUACAGAGUGGAGAGAAUCGCGGUGUCUCCUACGGUGUUGGCCACGCGAAUCGCGGGCGCCAUAGUAGACGCAUUUGGCGGACGCCGUAGGGACGCGUUGCCGGCGCCCGUGUGUCUUUAAAGUGGUCUGCGACGUGGCUAAAGUGCGUGUCCGCGCGGGCCUCAUCUUCAAAGCGAUCUGCGAUGUCUUCAGAGUACGUGUAGUGCCGGUAGCUUCGCAUGCGCCGUGCUUUCGACAUUUCGUAUGCGUUGAAGCGACAGAUCCACGGAGGUGAAUAGGUUGGCGGCUGCCUGCCGCGAUUCCUAACUACAGCGUUUUGACAAACAGUUUCCGCUGUCGUCGCGCGAUGUGUGUUCAUAUUAAUCUGUGCGCACGUGACAUCAUGCUGGUUAAUUUAGCUAAAACACGUUGACAGGCUAGUUCGUUUGAAUCCAUGAUAGAAUGUGUAAGCGCGACGGAACGAGGACUUAGAAGGAAGCAGACACGCAGACAGCAGUGUCUCUGUGUGUCUGUUUCUUCCUACGUCCUCAAUGAGUCACGCUUACAUAGUCUAGUUAGUUAAUUUAGUUAGUAAGCGAAUGUUUACGAGUUUAUACGGCCGAUAAAACUACUAUCCUUACUUUGUACAGCCAUCUACUAAUUUGCUGUCGCAAACGGUGCUUCGUCUUUCCGGCGGAACUGCGAUUUUUUUCAUACAAUAAUUUCUGUAUAGCGAUAAGCAAGGCGAAGUUACAAUGCAGGCAUAGACCUCGCGUGGACAAAGGAAUGCGUGGAUAACACAGACACCCGAGAGCGAGGCUGACGUGGCGUAGUGUCGCGGCGAUGCCCUCUCUCUUCAAGCAACACCUGGCUCGCCAAUGCAACUGGAGGCGUACCCUUUCACCCGGUCUGCUCCGUUGAUGUGCGGACGCGACGUGGCAUCGCAGCCAAUGGGAAUUUAGGUGCCGGUUCGCUUCUACAGACGCCAGCUUUUUCGCCCAAUGGGCCAUUCGAUGCUUUCGCAUCAAACAAGAGGCAUUUUGUGUAAAGCACUUUACAAGUUCAGCUAUUGGGUUCGUUUUCGAUGCACUGUGCCACAGCUUCGUCAUUUGGAGAAAGCACGGCAGGUCAUCUGUAUUGUCCCGAUCUUGUUAAAGUGCCUACAUGUUCUCAGCCACGUACUACAUACAUACACACAUACAUACACACACAUACAUACAUACAUACAUACAUACAUACAUACAUACAUACAUACAUACAUACAUACAUACAUACACACAUACAUACAUACAUACAUACACACAUACAUACAUACAUACAUACAUACAUACAUACAUACAUACAUACAUACAUACAUACAUACAUACAUACAUACAUACAUACAUACAUACAGAAAUUAAAAAGAAAUUGGAGUGCGCCAAUAGAUAUCUCUGACACGCGGUGCACCGUGCCAAAGGUGUUUAUUAGGAGCAUGAGGAUGUUCUAUCGAAGUGACUCACAAAUAAGAAAGGUUCAUCAAGCUAGUCGCUGUAAUUGUAUGCUAAUAUGAUGUACAAAACGCGUUAGAUGUUGUUUCAAUAUCAGCAGGCGUCCUACGUAAUUGGAAGAACGCUUACAGUCGUAUUACUUAUCAAACAGGGUGCUUUUUUUCACCUUGUAAACCUAGGCGUUACAUGAAUAACGGCUUAGAACUAUUAAUUAUCCGUCCUUUAACUCAUUGAUCACUUUGGUGCUGAAGUUUGCCGUCUCGAAAGGCAACACCAAAACUACGCUACAUUUCAAACUAUCGUGUGCUUUACCGAACAAAUAGCCGCUUACACGCGCUAACAGUGGUUCUUUCCCUACAUGAGUGCAUAGCAAGCAUAGCGUUGCAGUCUGAUCACUUGAAGCUGUAUACAUAAUUUAACUAUGUGUAUGCCUAUCAGCGCCUCCGAACUUCGAGGAGAAAAUAAAGAAACAGACUUGAGGUGUGUUUCCCUAAGAGUGCUUAAUUACUGACUCGCACAAAAAUAUAAGUGUCGAAUUUGUACGAACUUGAGUGUCACAAAAAUAAAUAUGAUGUUCGUCCAA
Molecule: messenger RNA, 6179 nt
Organism: Dermacentor albipictus
Lineage: Eukaryota; Metazoa; Arthropoda; Arachnida; Ixodida; Ixodidae
Product: gonadotropin-releasing hormone receptor-like
Biological process (GO): cellular response to hormone stimulus; G protein-coupled receptor signaling pathway
Cellular component (GO): plasma membrane
Molecular function (GO): G protein-coupled receptor activity; peptide binding
Source: RefSeq, a predicted model, not a curated record